Molecule: messenger RNA, 480 nt
Organism: Cucurbita pepo subsp. pepo (vegetable marrow)
Lineage: Eukaryota; Viridiplantae; Streptophyta; Magnoliopsida; Cucurbitales; Cucurbitaceae
Source: RefSeq, a predicted model, not a curated record
AUGGAGUUCAAAGCUCGUCUUUGUCUUGUCUUCUUGCUCUCGUUUGCUUUCGUUAGCUCAGCUCGAAUCAUGUCCGAUUCAGGAAAACAAGUAAUUGAGAUUGUGAUAAACGACUAUUCUGAUCCCGGUAAAAAUCCUACUCUUAGUCCAGUGGUGCCAAAGCAAUUUCCUCCACCACCACCUGAUUUUAAAGCUUUUGCGAUAAACGACUAUUCUGAUGACGAUAAAAAUCCUACUCUUAGUCCAGUAGUGCCGAAGCAAUUUCCUCCUCCACCACCAGAUUUUAAAGCUUUUGCGAUGAACGACUAUUCUGAUCCCGGUAAAAAUCCUACUCUUAGUCCAGUGGUGCCAAAGCAAUUUCCUCCUCCACCACCGGAUUUUAAAGCUUUUGUGAUAAACGACUACUCUGAUCCCGGUAAAAAUCCUACUCUUAGUCCAAUGGUGCCCAAACAAUUUCCUCCACCACCACCUGAUUUUAAA